AUGGCGUCCCAGAUGAAGAGGUUAAGGAUAUCAAGAUGCACCGGGCAACUGCUCAACGCCCAGGCCAGGACACACGCCUCGCCGUGCCUGACGCCCAUCCCCUUUAGAACACAGCUUCACAACAGCAACCCGGCGCGGACACUAUCGACCUCCUCCCCGUCCUUGGCAGCAGUAGCAGAAGAAGCAUCAUCCGACGCCUCAGCCAACAACAUCACCACCACCACCGCCCAACCCGUCAAGUCGAAGUCGAGAAACCUCCCGUCGCCCGCCCCCGAAAAGGCCCUCCAGUCGGCCAAGCUCGCCGCCCUCCACGCCCGCCUCUCCCUCCCCGAGAAGCUACCCCUCCAGUCCCUCGCGCGCACCCUCGUCGACCCCUCCGCCGACUCAAACCCCAACUUCAACAAUGCCAACCUCGCCGUCGUCGGCGGCUCCCUCAUCAGCUACCACGUCUCCGAGUGGCUCAUCACCCACUACCCGCGCCUCCCCAUGGCCAUCCUCUACGAAGCCAUGCGCGCCUACGGCGGCCCCGACUCGCUCUACCGCGUAGCCAGCCAGUGGGGUGUCGAGAGCGCCGCCGCCCCCGGAGGCGAAGUCGACCCGGGCCUGCUGCAGUUCUCCCAGAACCCCGCGGCCCACGGCGUCGUUCACGGCCGCUGGGGCUACGUCCGCAAGGAGCACCUCGAGCUCGACAAGUUCAAGUGGCGCCGCUCCGUCUCGUCCCGGGUCAUCCUCGACGACGAGUUCGGCGACGUCCUGCACAAGCCCAGACGGAACCCGCUCGAGCCCAACCCCGACCCCAAUGAUCCCGCACUCCUGAAGGAGCAGCGCGAGAAGCUCCGCAACGACGCCUACGCCGCCCACGUCCGCGCCGUCACGGGCGCCGUGUACGCCCACGCCGGCCGCGACGCCGUGCGCGCCUUCAUCGACGCCCACAUCCUCAGCCGCCGCGUCGAGCUCGAGAAGCUCUUCAGCUUCAGGCUGCCCACGCGCGAGCUGGCGAUGCUCUGCGCCCGCGAAGGGUUCGAGGCCCCCGUCGCGCGACUCGAGAGCGAGACGGGCCGUCUCAGCAGGACGCCCGUCUACGUCGUCGGCAUCUACAGCGGGCGCGACAAGCUCGGCGAGGGCACGGGCGCCAGCUUGGAUUUUGCGCGUCUGCAGGCGUCGAUGAAUGUUCUCAAGGCGUGGUACCUUUACAGCCCCGGCGCCAAGGUGCGGGUGCCGAGUGAUAUGCUGGUCGAGGGCGCGAAGCCGUGGCAGCCCGCGCACAUUGACAUGGGAGAGAUCAUCUAA
Colletotrichum abscissum is the source of this 1290-nucleotide messenger RNA. Its product is annotated as 54S ribosomal protein L3. Gene Ontology annotation, biological process: RNA processing. NCBI's taxonomy places the organism in Eukaryota, Fungi, Ascomycota, Sordariomycetes, Glomerellales, Glomerellaceae. Gene Ontology annotation, molecular function: structural constituent of ribosome; ribonuclease III activity; double-stranded RNA binding. The transcript has a single exon. The record is from RefSeq and is a predicted model, not a curated record. Gene Ontology annotation, cellular component: mitochondrion. The coding region runs from base 1 to 1290 and encodes 429 amino acids.